This is a messenger RNA of Cylindrotheca closterium, 747 nucleotides long. NCBI's taxonomy places the organism in Eukaryota, Bacillariophyta, Bacillariophyceae, Bacillariales, Bacillariaceae. The record is from the annotation of a GenBank genome assembly.
AUGACACGGUCCUUACGCCGCAGCCGUCGGGCACCCAAGACAAAGUCUGGCUAUAACGUGGGCGAUGUUGUUCAGAUCACUCGAAAUGGUGUCGUGCUUGAAGGGCGUCUUGCUCAGUUUUUGAGUGAAGGGUCGUCACCCAACCCGCGUUGGCUUGUUAAAUUCGACGGGCAGCCUCACAAGGACGAAGAAAUGUAUGAACGAUUGUUUGGGAAACUUUUGGCCUCCGUCGAAGACGAGGACGAUCAAGGUGAUUCUGGCUCGUUGCAGUCACAGCAGAAACGGUCGAAACCAUCAUUGCCGACACGAACGCUCGCCGCCAACACCAAAGGAAGCGAAGUAUCCAGUGAGGAAGGGGGAAUUGGUACUGGUGACGAUUCCAGGGAGAUUUCCAAAGCAUUCGCGAAAAACGUUACCCCUUCGGUAGAUGGGUCGAAUGCUGAAUCUGACACAUCGUCAAACGUGGAAACAACCCGAAGUGGGAGAUCAGGUCGAGUUUCGGCACGUGAAGCUCGCAGUAAGCGACGUCAGGCCAAGAUCGAUGUCGAUGUUGAUGGGAAUGUUGUGAAGGAGGCUGUGCCACCGGCUGACGGGAAACGAGGACCCCCAAUUCCUCAGGGAAAUGCCAAAAAGCGUCAACGUGGAGAAACAGACGGGGGUGACGUCGUCAAAGUCAAGCUAUUGACGGGGACGCUGUAUCUUUAUCGAGGACCAUAUCGCCGGGUUGAAUUUGUCCGUCGAGUAUGA